Messenger RNA from Dimorphilus gyrociliatus, 296 nucleotides. Lineage: Eukaryota; Metazoa; Annelida; Polychaeta; Dinophilidae. The record is from the annotation of a GenBank genome assembly.
ACUACUCGGAACUCGGCAGCUCACGAUAUUACAGCAUCUACUUGUGUCUGGAUAUGUCGAACAAAAACUCAGCUAAAGCAGAGAAACCGAAGGAAGAGAAGGACAAACCAGAACACCAAUUCAGUUUGCUUGAAGAAGAUGAUGAGUUCGAAGAAUUCCCAGCUGAAACUUGGGCCAGCGAUCAGGAAGAUAAAGAUGAUUUAAACGCCUGGGAAGAUAACUGGGAUGAUGAUAAUGUGGACGAUGAUUUUACUCAGCAAUUAAGGCAUGGAAACUUUGGAAAGCAAGGGAUAUAA